AUGGCCCCCCCGCCGAAGCAGAUGUCCCACCUGGGCUCCUUCAUCGCCGGAGGUCUCGCUGCGUGCGGAGCAGUCACCGUCACCAACCCCGCCGAACUCGCCAAAACCCGAUUGCAGCUCCAAGGAGAACUCGCAAAAGGCGGACAAGUCAAGAAGAUCUACACCGGUGUCUUCCAAGCUAUCGGUACAAUCUUCAAGCAUGAGGGAAUCAGGGGAUUGCAGCGGGGGUUGGGUACGGCGUAUGUAUACCAAAUUGCCUUGAAUGGGUGUCGGUUGGGAUUCUACGAGCCGAUCCGGAGAGGGACGAAUAAGAUUGUGUAUGGGGAUGUGGAUCAUCCCGGAUCAGUCGCUACCGCUGUCUGGGCUGGUGCUUUCUCCGGUGUGUUGGGUGGGUGUUUGGGAUCGCCGUUCUACUUGGUGAAGACGAGAAUGCAGUCAUACUCCCCCGUGCUGCCGGUCGGUACGCAGCACUAUUACCGCCACAUGUUUGAUGCGUUCGGCCAGAUCUACAGGAAAGACGGCGCGAAGGGCUUGUUCCGUGGUAUGGACGCCGCGAUUAUGAGAACUGGAGCCGGAUCCUCGGUUCAGCUCCCGAUAUAUAACUACGCCAAGGCAUUCAUCGAGAAACACGACCUCAUCGGUGACGGACCCGCCAAACACUUGUCCGCGUCUGCUAUCUCCGGUUUCGGUGUGUGUACCGUCAUGCAGGUUUUCGAUACCGUUAUGACUCGUAUGUACAACCAGAGUGGUCAGCUUUACAAGAACCCCUUCGAUUGUUUCUACAAGACUGUGAAGGCGGAGGGAUUCCUUGCGCUCUACAAGGGAUUCGGAGCUCAUUUGUUGCGUGUUGGACCUCAUACUGUGUUGACGUUGACGUUUAUGGAGCAGACGAUGAAGAUGAUGAAGUACUUUGAGGGUAUGUAA
Molecule: messenger RNA, 924 nt
Organism: Saitoella complicata NRRL Y-17804
Lineage: Eukaryota; Fungi; Ascomycota; Saitoellomycetes; Saitoellales; Saitoellaceae
Product: mitochondrial carrier
Exons: 1
Coding region: 1-924 (307 amino acids)
Source: RefSeq, a predicted model, not a curated record